AUCAACCAAACCUAACUUCAUUUUUAUUAUUCUUCUCACAACUCAAAGGAUUUAAACAAAAAAAACAAAACAAAAAAGAAACAGGUUUUCUUGGAUUUUUGAAUUUUGAUUUGUUCGUUUAAUCAAAGAUGUUAGAGCAAUUACUGAUAUUUACAAGGGGAGGAUUGAUCCUCUGGACGUGCAAAGAACUCGGCAACGCUCUGAAGGGAUCGCCGAUCGAUACGUUGAUCCGAUCGUGUCUUCUGGAGGAGCGAUCUGGUGCGGCGUCGUACAACUACGAUGCACCAGGUGCUGCAUACUCCCUCAAAUGGACCUUCCACAACGACCUUGGCCUCGUCUUCGUCGCCGUCUAUCAACGGAUCCUUCACCUCUUGUACGUCGACGAUCUCCUCGCCGCCGUCAAGCGCGAGUUCUCGCAGGUUUACGAUCCCAAAAGAACCGUUUACCGAGAUUUUGACGAGACUUUCAGACAGCUGAAAAUCGAAGCCGAGGCUCGCGCGGAGGAUUUCAAAAAAUCGAAUCCUGUGGCUGUGCGUGGCAACGGGAAGCAGCGAGGGACUGUGCAGGGGCAGGGGAACAAGGCUGGAUCGGAAACGAAGAAGAGUGAUGGUGCUUUGAAAAAUGAUGGUGAUGGCGAAAAAGGACGUAAAUUAGAGAACGGCAAUUUUGUUGUUGCUAACGAUACUAACUUGAAUAGUUGUAAUAAUAGUGUGAAUGGUAAAGAGAAUGAGAGUUCCAAUAUUGGGGCUUUUGAUGUAAAUAGGCUUCAGAAGCUUAGGACAAAAGGUGGGAAUGGAAAGAAGACAGGUACUACUGUUGUUGCCAAUGCCAAUGCCAAUGCCAAGGUAGAGCCCAAAAAGGUGACGAAGAAAAACAGGGUUUGGGAUGAUUCGCCUCCUGAGGCCAAACUGGACUUUACGGAUCAUGUGGAUGUGGGUGAGGAUGGGGACAGAAACAUUGAUUUUUUGGCGAAGGAACAAGGGGACAGUAUGAUGGAUAAAGAAGAGAUUGUUAGCAGUGACAGUGAGGCUGAAGAGGAUGAUGAUAACACCGGGAAGAACAGCAAGCCUGAUGCUAAAAAAAAGGGGUGGUUUUCCUCUAUGUUCCAGAGUAUUGCAGGGAAGGCCAAUUUGGAGAAGUCAGACUUAGAACCAGCUUUGAAAGCUUUGAAGGAUAGGCUCAUGACGAAGAAUGUGGCUGAGGAAAUAGCUGAGAAACUAUGUGAAUCAGUUGCAGCAAGUCUUGAAGGCAAAAAGCUAGCUUCAUUUACAAGGAUAUCUUCAACAGUGCAUGCGGCAAUGGAAGAAGCACUUGUUCGUAUUCUAACUCCUAGGCGUUCUAUUGACAUAUUGAGGGAUGUGCAUGCUGCCAAGGAGCAAAGGAAACCAUAUGUUGUUGUAUUUGUUGGAGUUAAUGGAGUUGGAAAAUCCACUAAUCUUGCUAAGGUUGCUUACUGGCUUCUGCAACACAAUGUUAGUGUCAUGAUGGGUGCUUGUGAUACAUUUCGAUCGGGAGCUGUUGAGCAGCUGCGGACCCAUGCACGUAGACUUCAGAUCCCUAUAUUUGAGAAGGGCUAUGAGAAAGAUCCUGCCGUUGUGGCAAAAGAAGCAAUUCAGGAAGCUUCACGCAAUGGUUCAGAUGUAGUUCUAGUUGAUACAGCUGGUCGUAUGCAGGAUAAUGAACCAUUGAUGAGAGCACUGUCAAAGCUCGUCAACCUUAACAACCCCGACCUGGUCUUAUUUGUUGGAGAAGCACUGGUUGGUAAUGAUGCAGUUGAUCAGCUUUCGAAGUUCAAUCAGAAAUUAGCUGACCUCUCAACAUCUCCUACACCCAGAUUGAUAGAUGGGAUCUUGCUCACUAAAUUUGACACUAUUGAUGAUAAGGUGGGAGCUGCACUUUCAAUGGUUUACAUAUCUGGAGCUCCAGUCAUGUUUGUUGGCUGCGGACAGUCUUAUACUGACCUCAAGAAACUCAACGUGAAGUCAAUUGUGAAGACUCUCCUUAAAUGAGGAAACAAACUAUAUUAUUUUCGCUUGUGAUGUUGUUCACCGAUGACCUGUCAUGAAUGUUUCUGUUUGAUGAUUCCCCCGUCGAUCCCAUUACUUUGUAAGCAAAACUAAUGUGGCUAUGACUUUGGAGGCAGUUUGGUUUGUUUAUAUUGAAAAGCUUCUUUCCUCUA
Messenger RNA from Gastrolobium bilobum, 2179 nucleotides. RefSeq lists its product as uncharacterized. The transcript has 10 exons. Gene Ontology annotation, biological process: SRP-dependent cotranslational protein targeting to membrane. The record is from RefSeq and is a predicted model, not a curated record. The coding region runs from base 129 to 2009 and encodes 626 amino acids. Gene Ontology annotation, molecular function: ATP hydrolysis activity; GTP binding; signal recognition particle binding. Gene Ontology annotation, cellular component: signal recognition particle receptor complex; endoplasmic reticulum membrane. NCBI's taxonomy places the organism in Eukaryota, Viridiplantae, Streptophyta, Magnoliopsida, Fabales, Fabaceae.